This is a messenger RNA of Trichogramma pretiosum, 5206 nucleotides long. RefSeq names its product trafficking protein particle complex subunit 8 (gene l(3)76BDm). Gene Ontology annotation, cellular component: phagophore assembly site; TRAPPIII protein complex; cytoplasmic vesicle. NCBI's taxonomy places the organism in Eukaryota, Metazoa, Arthropoda, Insecta, Hymenoptera, Trichogrammatidae. Gene Ontology annotation, biological process: endoplasmic reticulum to Golgi vesicle-mediated transport; protein localization to phagophore assembly site. The coding region runs from base 480 to 4778 and encodes 1432 amino acids. The transcript has 8 exons. The record is from RefSeq and is a predicted model, not a curated record.
GUGGCGAGCGAGAUGUCUGCAAGCCAAUAAUGCAUAACUACCUGCCAUACAUAUCAAACGGAUUGCGAAAGGUUGUUAUCAUCAGCGACAUAAAAUGUGCAUCGUCGUUCGCGAAGCGGCUGAAUUUCGAACUAGCCAAUAUAAAACGAUAAUCGAGAGAAAUUCUUGUCUCACGCACGGCACAUUAUAACGUCAGUUAUAUAUAGUAUACACUAUACACACAGCGAGAUCAUCUGGCAUUUUUUUCUGUCAUCGCCGCGAGUGAAAUUAAUAUCAUUGCAGGGCUCCUCCGGUCGGUCAUCGAUGCUGUAACGCCUUCUCUUUCGGUCAUGAAUAUCUAUUGAUUCGCGAGGUUAUCGCGAGACUGUGGUUGGACCGUGUUAGUCUCGUCGCAGUGAUUACAAAAAUAAAGGAGUGAGUGAGUGUGUGUGUGCAAAAAAAAUAUUAAUAAGUAAAAAUAGGUAACUACCAGGAUAAUCAUGGCUCAAUGCAAAUUAACCGCACGCGAAUUCAUCGCCAAUGGAUUCACACCUCAAGUGGCGGCUGUUUGCUCGCCAAAUGCCGAAGCCACCUGCCAAAAGAAUAAUCUCAGCUUUAUUGAGAUGCUUCAGCCGUUUAGCAGACUUGCCACUGAAGGUCAUUUUAGAGAUCCUCAAGGAACAAUGGUUACUGUUCGUAAUCUUCAGAUAUCUAUAAAAGAUGUUAAUUAUUGCCCUCCAGAACCAAAUGUAGCUAGAAAAAUGCUUAAUGAAUCUGUCAGUUCCAAUUAUAAUGAGCGGAAAACAAUUGUCAACACUGGAAAUGUGAGCUUGGAAAUUCCAGCAUCAAUUCCUUGGUUUGAAGCUUGGAGGGAUACUUUUUUCAAUGUGCAAUUCCCAUCUGAUCAUGAGUUCAUAAAGCAUUUUUUAGCUUGUAUGAUUGUUGUAUCAACUGCAGAUGAAAAUCCUCUUGACAAAAUUCAGCAGAUUGGAGCACAAUUAAAUCAAAGUGUACCUGGCAAAUUACCAAAAUGGUUUAACAACAAUGCCCUUAGAUAUUAUAUCCUUAUUUAUGACACCUUUCAAGAUGACAGAAAAAAAGCUGAAGAAAUUUUUUCUGAAAUGAAAAAUAUUUAUGGACCCAACAACUGUUUUUUUCUGUCAAUGAAUUCAAGACCAUUUAAUAUUUCAGAAGACAAUACUCACCUACCAGAUCCAUGGAGUCAAUUUAUAGUCAAGCAUUCUGAUUUAACUGGUAUCAGCGAUCAAGAUAACUCACCUCGUUCUCCAGGUGACACAUUAGGAGUUGCAUCAAUGCCUAAUGCAGUGAAUACUGAACCAGAAAAGUCAACUAGUCAAGCUGGGACUCCAGUUGCUCCCAGAAAUUUUAAUUUGAUGACUCCUGAUCGAAAUGAAAAUAUUAGUAUUGCUACAGAGCUUACAGACUCACAAAUAAGUCAAUUGGAAAUUGCACAAGAAGUAGUACCCACUAGCAAUAUAAUUAUUCAUCCUUUAAGUCCUGAAAGUGAACUCCCUCCUAAGAUGAAUAAUGUAGAUAAUAUGAAUUCUCAAGUAGAUGGUAUGCCACCCAUUAAUGCUAAUGUUUGGGUAGAUUCUCCCACACAAGUAUUAUCACAUCAUGGUGCUAGACUUUCAACUGAAGAUAUUGAACGGUUGAAAAUGAUGAUAUCAGAAUUUUGUCUUAAAAGUCUUUUGCCUUAUGUUGAAAGGCAAAUAAUUUUAUUGAAUGAUCUGAUAUCUAAUAAAAAAGGAGUUAGCAGAUCUUUGUUUAGUGCGACUAAAAGGUGGUUUGGAACUAGUAAACCCGGUGUUCCAGGAUCUGUCCCAGCUAAUGCAGUAAUAUACACAUCAGAAUCUCCAGAAUUGCAGUUAAGACGAUUAGGCGAUUUAUGUUUUAUGUUUGGUCAUUAUUCACUGGCUUACCAAGCUUACCAUAAUGCGAAACGUGAUUUUGCUGCAGAUCAGGCAUGGGUGUAUUAUGCAGGUGCCUUAGAAAUGGCUGCUUUAAGUGCUUUUAUGAUGGAUGAAAUGAUAAGAAAAACUAUUGAAUAUAUGGACGACGCUAUAACAACAUACUUAAAUACUUGCAAAAUGCCACAGUUUGCCACAAGGGCUACUUUACUGAGUGCAGAAUGUUUAAAAAACCGAGGUUUAUAUGGAGAAGCAGCAAAGCAAUUAAUUCGAAUGACAAGUGAAGAUUCGGACUUGCGCUCAGCAUUAUUACUAGAACAGGCUGCGUAUUGUUUUAUAUCACCAAAAAUGGUCAGAAAAUAUUCGUUUCAUGCUGUUUUAGCUGGACAUAGAUUUUCAAAAGCUGGUCAAAGAAAGCAUUCUUUAAGAUGCUACAAACAAGCAUAUCAAGUCUAUGAGAAUAAAGGUUGGUCACUGGCCGAAGACCACAUUCAUUUUACAAUUGGCAAACAAGCUGCAGCUCUAAAAUGUGUAGAUGAGGCUGUGAUUGUUUUCCAAAAACUUCUGAGUGCAUCUAGUAAACAGCCUGCGCUUCAGCAAGCUGCAUUUUUACGAGAAUUUUUAUACAUUCAUGAUCAAGCACGUCAAGAGUCGAAACUACUACUUUCCAAUCUUCCAAUAUUACCGUUACCAUUGGUUGAAGAUCAGCAGAUCAAAGUAUUGUUGGGACCUGUAAUUAAAUUAGGCAACAACAUAGAAUUAGUAAGUCAGAUUUUAUCAUACAGUCAAGAUGCUGAUGACUGUAGAUGGGCAAAGUUAGAAGAAAUUUUACUAUCCAAAGCCCAACGUACAGCACCAAUGAUUUUCAAACCAACCGUAACAAUUUACACCGAUACUAGCAAUAAUUCCACUAAGCCAAAUGCAGUAAUCAACGAGCCAAUUUAUUCAUGUAUAACAUUAUCAAAUCCUUUGCUAAUACCCUUGCCUUUAGCUAAUUUAAAAUUAAUUUGGUCAUUUGAUGAUGGUCAAAAUAUUUUUAAUAAUGAAACUUCUGCAGAAUUUGAAGAUAUUGUUGUAGAAACUUUAGAAAUUGAAGCAAUGACUAUACAACCAGUAUCUAAGCAUACUAUUGUGUUAUCUUUGAAACCUAAAAAAAUAGGCCAACUUAAAAUUAUAGGUUUGAGUUAUGAUUUAUUAAAUCCAGUUCAAAGUACAGAUCAGGCUAAUAAUACAUCGAGCUCCAUUAGAGGAAAGCGCGAAUUCAAACUUCAAGGACCAAAAUUGAAAAAUGUCAAAGAAAAAGCUGGACUCUCGCUGUAUGGAGUAGAUUUAAGAUUAGAUAUGAAUGUAGUAAAUAAAGGGCCAUUCUUGCAGAUAACAUUUUCUCCUAUUUCUCCGGAAAUGCUGUGUGGUGAACUUCAACAAAUGGAAGUUACUUUGAAAAACAUUGGAGGUGCUCCAUUGAAGAAUAUUUACCUUGGCUCUACAAACCCAAAACUAUUUGCUCUUUCAAAUCAUGAUCAAGAUUAUAAUCAAACAAAAAAAGCUACCGAUGAUCUUGUGAUGAAAAUUAAUUUACCACCUGAAAAAAAUGAUAUCCUCCAAGUUGGAGAUUCAAUGAAAAUGACUCUGUGGGUUUGUGCUCCUCACAUGAAGGGAAACCACAGACUGGAUCUUUUGUUUUAUUAUGAAAAUAUCGAUCCGAAAAAUAUUCCGAGGUAUAGGCUUAGCCGUCACAGUUGGCAUUUAACAGUUUUAGAUUCGAUUCAUACAAGUGUCAUAGCCCGACGAAGUGCGAUUAUCAAGGACAAUUUAUCAGUGUUAAAUCUUAUACUUCAUGUGAAAAAUUCAAAUCAAGUUCAUGAUCCGUUCAUGAAUGAAAUUGAGCUGACUGAUAUUGCUUUUCAAAGUGAUAAGUGGGUAUUGAAUAAGUCUGAUGAUCCAUUGGAGAGUUCUUCUAUACAACCUCAAGAAAUGAUGCACUUUAUAAUGAAAUUGGUUGGGAAAGAUGAUGUUAAAUCCAAUUUUUCAAGUAUAUCUUUAACGAAAAACCAAUUAGGAACUAAUAAGAACAUACCGUAUUUGACAUUCAUCAAGAAACGACAUAUAAAGCCUCUUGAUGCUAAUGAUCAUUUUGUAGAUAAUUAUCAAAAUCAAGUAAAAAAUGAUAAAAAUCCCUCAAUUACUGCCCUGAAACUAGACUCAAUUGUAAUACUCAGAUGGAAUGCUAAAGUCACUGAAGGAGGAUCAGUUAUUAGAAAUGCAAUUGGUCAACAUUAUGUUGAAUUGCAUUAUUUGAAUAAACCUUAUAAUUAUCCUACCCAAAAAAUGGAUGUACCUCUUGAAAUUUCAGGAAAGUUGAAAGUUUUUGGUCCUGAUGUUAAUUUACCUAGUUCUCAAACACCUAAAGUUGACAAACAUCUUGCAAUUGAAUGCCAUAAAAAUCUUAUAUGGUUUUACUUGACACAUUCCAAAGAAGUAUAUCAUGACUUUGCAUUUAGUCGUAUAUGUAUAGUACCCGUUACUGUUGUUUUACAAAAUACUUCAGAUAGUUGCACUAAUGUCAAAAUAGAUACUAUUGGAAUAAGCAGUCAAACUACUUUACCAAAUAUUAGAACACAACUUUACUCGCCUCAAGCUUCAACAUCUUUUCGUUAUGCUGGACAAACAUCAGUAAUUUGUGAUUUAGGACCACAUUGUCAAAAAAAAAUCCAAUUGAAAGCCAUUUUACCAAGCUCUGGGACAUAUGAUAUGUCAUCAAGAUUAGAAAUAAGUGCUAAAAUUGGUGAUGAAGCUGAUUAUACAUUACAAAAAUGGCAUGUGGAAAGUGUUUGCAUUGUCAGCAACGCAAAAACCACUCCAAAAUGAAGAACAUUGUUGAAAAUUUAUUUUUGCCUGCACAUUAGAAUUUUUAAUUCCACGUCUAAAUAAUCAAUUACAUUGGUCUUAUUUGAAAUUUUUAAAUUAUUACACUCUGUAUACUACCAUGCAAUUUUCUAUAUGUAAAUAUGUAAGAAGUACAUAUAGUGUGGUGCCUUAAUACCAUGCAUGCAUAUUAGAACUAUUAAAUUAUAUUUUCUUGGUUUAUGAAAGCCAGGUGCUUUACUAUAAUUAAUAUAAUAAACUUUUUUUAAUUGAGCCAACCAUCGUUGUAUUCAGUGUGAAUGUAUAAAAGAUUGUACAGUUUAGAUUUAAUAAUGUACAUGUGUUAUUAAAAUUUUAUAUAAAUAUAAAAAUAGUAACUUUGUAAAUGGUGUAUUAGUUGUUAUAUAUUUAUUAAAGUCAUUAAAUUUUUA